Messenger RNA from Cydia amplana, 2085 nucleotides. It is a transcript of the gene kel, whose product is annotated as ring canal kelch homolog. The transcript has 15 exons. The coding region runs from base 209 to 2062 and encodes 617 amino acids. Gene Ontology annotation, molecular function: protein binding. Lineage: Eukaryota; Metazoa; Arthropoda; Insecta; Lepidoptera; Tortricidae. The record is from RefSeq and is a predicted model, not a curated record.
UCGAACCGUCGAUUUUGUGCUUUUGUGAAUUUUUGCGAACUGUAAAUUACAUUUUAAGCAAAAAUCAGUUAAAAGUAAUAAAUAACUAAGUGGAAUAUUGUGGUGAUGAAGUGAUAUAGUGUAAUUGAAGUGUUUGAAGUGAGCUGGCGCGCUGGACGGGCCGGAGCGUGAGGGGCCCGCGGAGGCGGAACAGGACCCCUGGAGACACAUGCGUGCCAUGGACGUCGACAGGCAAAUGGCAGCAGAGGAGAGCAGCGCGGUGGAAGGAGACGGGGACAGGGGCCGCUACAGCCUGAUGGUCCGCUGCGCGUCGCAAUCAUCGCUAGACGAAUGUUCUCAGCGCGCGGAAGCGGCGGGCGGCGCGCGCGCUGCGCACGCCACGCGCUUAUUGGACGCGCUCGCGCGCCUGCGCAGUGAUGACACGCUCUGCGACGUACGGCUGAGGGGUGGUGCGGGGGACGCACACGACGACGGCGUGGCCGCGCACCGCGCCGUGCUGGCGGCCAGCUCGCCGUACUUCCGAGCCAUGUUCACGCAGUUUGACGAGAGGACCAUGCCCACCAUCACCAUACAGAAUGUGGACCCCGAAGCGCUGCAGGCCAUCGUCGACUACGUUUAUAACCCUGACUCCCUGAUUAUCAACGAGGAGAACGUGCAGAGCAUCCUGUCCGCGGCGUCACUGCUGCAGGUGCUGGGCGCGCGCGCGGCGUGCUGCUCGUUCCUGGCCGCGGCGCUGGCGCCCGACAACGCGCUCGGCAUCCGCGCCUUCGCGGAGCUGCACGCCUGCUCGGAGCUCGCUCAAGCUGCUGACAGGUUCCUGGACCGACACUUCCUCCAGGUUCUCGAACAAGACGAGUUUCUGGGUCUCUCGGCGGAAACCCUCGCCCGCCUGUUAGACAGUGACCGUAUCGCGGCGCCGGACGAAGAAGUCAUCUUGGACGCUGUGCUACGGUGGAUGAGGCAUGACCCAGAAACGAGGCGCGCACACCUGGGCACGUUACUGGCGCACGUGCGCCUCCCGCUGCUGCCGCAGGACGUGCUGGUGGCGCGCGCCGCCGCCGAGCCGCUCGCCUCCGCCGGCGUGCAGGUGAAGGACCUGGUGAUCGAGGCGCUGUCGUUCCACCUGAUGCGCCCGGAGCGGCGCGCGGCGGCCGCCGCCUCGUGCGCGCGCGCGCGGCCGCGGCGCCCGCCCCGCGCGCCGCGCGCGCUGCUCGUCGUGGGCGGGCAGGCGCCCAAGGCCGUCAGGGAGGUGGAAGCGUUCCACUUGGAGUGCGGUCGCUGGCGCGCGUGCGCCGCGCUGCCGUCGCGCCGCUGCCGCGCCGGCCUCGCCGUGCUCGACCAGCAGGUGCUCGCCGUCGGCGGGUUCAACGGUACCCUGCGUGUGCGCAGCGUAGAUAUAUACUGCCCAGCCACGGACGCUUGGACGGUAGGGCCGGCGCUGUGCUGCCGCCGCUCCACGCUGGGGGUCUGCGUCGUGGACCGCACAGUUUACGCGGUGGGCGGGUUCGACGGCACAUCGGGCCUAAGUUCGGCCGAAGUGCUACAGCCCGGCGCGACGGAAUGGCGGCCAAUAGCCAGCAUGAGCACUAGACGGUCUUCGGUCGGCGUGGGCGUGCUGGCCGGCAGAGUGUACGCCGUCGGCGGCUACGACGGCGCCGCGAGGCAGUGUCUGCACUCUGUGGAGAGAUACGACCCGGCGACGGACACUUGGGAGUCGAUCGGCGACAUGUCGGCGCGGCGCUCCGGCGCCGGCGUGGGCGUGGUCGGCGGCGCGCUGUACGCCGUCGGCGGCCACGACGGGCCCGCCGUGCGCCGCUCCGUCGAGCGCUGGAGCGAGGCCGCCGGGGCAUGGUCACCGGUGGCCCCGAUGGCGCACGCGCGCCGCAACGCCGGGGUGGCGGCCCACGAGGGCCGCCUGUACGUCGUCGGCGGCGACGACGGCGCCGCCAACCUGGCCUCCGUCGAGGUGUACGACCCCGCCACUGACAGUUGGAGCGUGCUGCCGGCGCCGAUGGCGCUGGGCAGGAGCUACGCCGGCGUGUGCGUCGUGGAGCGCGCCUGACCCGCGCCCGCCGCCGCCGCCGC